Messenger RNA from Arctia plantaginis, 777 nucleotides. Lineage: Eukaryota; Metazoa; Arthropoda; Insecta; Lepidoptera; Erebidae. The record is from the annotation of a GenBank genome assembly.
AUGUUGCUCCUCACCUCGCCUAGCGACAUCUAUGGAGCUGCCAAGAAUGGAUCUACGACCGAGGUGCCUAUAGCAAGGUCUGGCGAUUCUGAUUCUUCCCAUAGGCGUAAAAAGGGAAAGAAAAGUAAAACCUACGACACGUACGAGUCUCCAAUGAAGAGCUACGAGUCCAGUUUCGUUGAGAUGCCAAAGGACUUAUACCAAGCACACUUGCGUCCCGGUGUAAUUUUUAGGAUACACAUGUCGGAAGCCAUCUUGAAAAUGCAAUACAGAAACUACGGAGAAGACAAAGACGAAUCUGUAAUAGAAGCGGACGUGGAGUACCUCCGGCUGACGCGCAAGGUAAUCAACGACGAGAUCACCAAGUUUGAGGACCUGCAGUGGCUGAACAGCUGGUUCUUGAACAGAUCAGAACUUAUUGAAGAGCAUAUGUGCAACACUAGAUAUUAUACAGUCGGUACUCCUCCCACCAUGUUCACGACAACUGAGGAGUACAUGAAGCGUUUGUGCCUGUUCGAUGGUAUUUACAUAGACCACAUACCCUACGUGGUGGGAGAAGACAGCUCCUUGAUGGCGGCAGUCGCGCCCCCAGUUCUUCACUGUGAUGCUGCUACCUGUACAUCAGUACCUUUCAUAGACAGUAUAAUGUUCGACGAACGAUUCUCUCGAACGAACGUGCGUACGAUGACGCGUUGCCAGGCGAGUUGCCGGGCGCACUGCCGCAACGACCCCGACUGCCUCAAGCGGUGUUCGGACCGCUGCCUGCGAUCAGAUUAG